This is a messenger RNA of Gilbertella persicaria, 1332 nucleotides long. RefSeq lists its product as uncharacterized. Lineage: Eukaryota; Fungi; Mucoromycota; Mucoromycetes; Mucorales; Choanephoraceae. The record is from RefSeq and is a predicted model, not a curated record. Gene Ontology annotation, molecular function: sulfide:quinone oxidoreductase activity; FAD binding. Bases 1 to 1332 code for a protein of 443 amino acids. The transcript is spliced from 3 exons. Gene Ontology annotation, cellular component: mitochondrion.
AUGUUGUCCGUACGUGCUCGCCUUUCUUCAGUUGUUAACAAGCGUACAUUUGCUACUGUCACUGAAGCUGCUAAGAAGCCUAUUGUUGACCAAAAAUUCAAGGUUGUCGUAGUUGGUGGUGGACCUGGUGGUCUUUCAGUUUCAUCCACUAUCUCCAAGUUGCUCGGUAAAAACCAAGUUGCUGUCAUUGAGCCUUCUCUUAAGCAUUAUUACCAACCUUUAUGGACAUAUGUUGGUGGUGGUCUCAAGGAUUUCAGCGAAUCUGUCAAGCCUAUGGGCGAUGUCAUGCCCAAUGAAGCUGAAUGGAUCCAAGAUAAAGUCGUUUCAUUCGACCCCGAUAAUAACACAGUCAAACUUGCCGAUGGACAAACUGUUGGAUAUGAUUAUUUAGUUGUUGCAGCAGGUAUUCAAAUCAAUUGGGAUGCUGUCAAGGGCUUAAAGGAAGCUCUUGGUAAGGAUGGUGUCACAUCCAACUAUGAUGCUGACAGUGUUCAAAAGACCUACAAAUAUCUUCAAGAAUUUAAGGGUGGUAAUGCUCUCUUUACCUUCCCUAACUCUCCCCUCAAGUGUCCCGGUGCUCCUACCAAGAUUACUUUCUUGGCUGAAGAAGCUUUCCGUCUUUCUGGUGUCCGUGAUAAGACCAAUGUGAUUUACAACACUGCUGCUGCCAAGAUUUUCGGUGUUGAUCACUAUGGUCAAGUGCUUCAAAAGUUGGCCAAUGAACGUAACAUUGCAGUCAACCUUCAACAUGAAUUGCUCGAAAUUGAUGCCAACAACCACAAGGCUAUCUUUAGAAACAAUGCCAACCAGGAGACCAAGGCUUUUGAAUACGACUUCAUCCAUGUUGCUCCUCCUCAAGGUCCUCCCAAGUUCAUUAAGGAAUCCAAGUUGGCUGAUGCUGCUGGUUGGGUCGAUGUCAACAAAGAUACUUGUCGUCACAACAAGUACAAGAACGUCUUUUCCUUGGGUGAUUGUUCCUCUCUUCCUACUUCCAAGACUGCCGCUGCUAUCACUGGUGAAUCUGGUGUCUUGAAAAAGAAUUUAAUCGCUGAUCUUCAAGGCAAGAAGAUUGAACAAGCUGUUUAUGAUGGUUACACCAGUUGUCCUUUGAUUGUUGGUCGUGAUCAACUCAUUUUGGCCGAAUUCUCUGGCUACACUGGCAAGCCUCUUGAGACUUUCCCUGUUGAUCAACGUCAAAUCAGUAAGACUGCUCAAUUCUUGAACAAAGAAGUCAUUCCUAGCAUUUACUGGAAUGGUUUGUUGAAGGGUACAUGGACUGGUCCUACUACUGUUCGUCGUCUCUUUGAUCCUAUCCGUCCUAAGCAUGAUUAA